UAUAAUCUCUUUUCACUUGGUUAGCUCUCAACAAUUAAGACGCCGAAGAUGCAAUUCGCUAAUUACACUACGCGAAGUAAUGGUCUCAAUUAAACUCGUUGGUAUUAUUACCAAUUGGUCGGAGCGCAAACUGGUAAUUUAAGUUCGAGUAUUAAUUGUAUGUAUCUUGCAGCUUUUUUAUCUAAACAUACUCUCUCCAAAGUCUCAACAAGAUCAUUCUUUCUAAUCAAACAGAUUUUGUUAUUUGUUCUUACAAGUGUAACUUUGUUUAACCGAUUAGAAUUUUCUUUUCAAAACAAUUAAUUUACUAUUUUUCUCCUUACAUUGAAAUUUUACUAAAAUACUUCAAAAAUUUAAUCACCAAGAAAAAAUACAGCCUUUACAUAUGCUUAAGACAUCUAUAAACGUUUCCAUUUGCAAAGAUUCAAUGGCGAGUUCCCUCGCUCUAAGUUUCAAAAAGCUAUCAUUAAACUCCAGUAACUCGUCAAACUCCCAAUCUUCUAGACCACCUACCGAUGAAAAUUAUACGCUGACUAUUAUUUGCCCUUUAAAAGCACCGUUUUAUAUUGAACUUCCCAAGAAAUCAACCUUGCGUGACCUUCACAUUGAAGUUUCAGCACGUCUUUCCCUUUCACGGUCCAUUUUCAAACUUGCAACUAAAACUAGUAAAAACAUUCCAGAUAAUUUGACUUUCUUUUCCGAAUUCGGGCUAAAAAAUGGGGACACAGUUUAUCUCAACGUGAACAUUCAAAGCGGGUUUAAAUUCAAUCUGGCAAAAUGUUCACCCGCACGCAAAGCGGUUCGGCGACACGUUUUGGCCAUGACUCCAGAGCAGGUUCGAGACUUUUUCGAAGCUAAGCACGUGAUUGCGAUUCAAGUUCCCUACGGAGGCGGAAUUGGAACUCUGUCUUUUCACUUGGAAGAACCUCUGAGUCAAGAUCCCGCCUUCUACCAUGGAAACCUGCUACGGAUGUUCCACGUAGGUCAGACUCGGCUACUUCAUUCGAUUCUGAUGUUGGGAGAGGGAUCCUUCAAAGGCAAAUACAACGGAGAUCUGAAUGCGGCUGAUUUUACUUCAAAAGGAGUUCCUGCUAAGACGGUGGACACUUUGAUAACGAUUCUUGAAGGAUUUCUUAAGACGGUGCACAAGCUGUAGAAACUUUUAAACCAUGGUCAAAACUUUCAUUUAAUCAUUUUGUUUGAAUUGAAUUAAUUGUGGUGCUUAUCCAUGAGCCGUGAGCCGUUUGGACUUUUGUUUGAUGUCUACUUUUUAACGGUUAUUUCGAUUCACCCCAUCGAUACCUGCUUUUCUUCGUCCAUAUAUCCAACUUCCUAUUUCUAGGGCAGGUUGUAUUCAAGAUUGCAGUUUUACUUUCAUAUAUUUCUUUUUGAUAGUGAUGCUUCUCAUUUCUUUGGAGUUCAACUCGAGUUUUUUGCUGAUCUCUUUUGAGUUAUAAGAUUGGAGGAGGUAGGGAGGGGGGAGACAGAACUAAUUAACCGAAGCUACAACUUUCAUAUCGAGUGGCACACUUUGCUAAGUUCAUAAAUUCAAUUGGUAGAUUUGAUCUUCUAAUGCGUCAUAAGCGAUAAAGCUCGCCUCAAUACUACUUGUAGAGCAUUACGAAAAAUUUUGAAGAAGCAGUGACACGUUUCAUUUUAUUGUAUAGUUAGUUUCUCUAUUGUUUUCGUUAUGCUUUCAAUCAUAGCAAAAACUAAACGUUCAAUAAAAUAUCUUGUACUGCUAGUAUUCUUUCUGGGAGUUUAUACCUUUGACUGGAACCAAUCGGCAUGGAAAUUCAAAAACUUCCGCACCAAAAGUCAGCAGAUGCUCCCUGGUCGGAAAUUGUGGGAACUAAACUCUGUUGAAAAAAAUUCACUGGUCGGCGAGCAGGAUCAUCUCAAACCCACUUUUUCCCAAGUGACCCAGAACCGCGAUGAAACGUGGGCGAGUUUCGCCGAUCAGUUUCAAGUUUCUCCGCUGGUUAAAUUAGCGAUCUCAAAAUUAGAUUUCAAAAAUUGCGUGGGGCACUCAAGCAAAACAGAUGAUCCGAUUUUGAAACUUGACGCGACAGAUUGCGUUUUAUUUUGUGCCAGUCGAAACUACAAAAGAAUUAAUAUACGAGUUGACGAUGAGGCUACCUGUUUUUGCUCGAAUCUAACAGAGAGAAAAGCAGUUGGUUGCAAGUCGGAUAGAAGUUACCGGUCAUACGAUGUAGAAAAGUUCCCAAAAAUACUGGUUCAGAAUGAAUCCUACGUUGGGUGCCUUCUCUCUGAAUUUAAGUCUGGUUCAGACAGCAAUUGGACAACUUCAAGGAUCGCUAGCGGAUCGGUUGGUCAGUCGCGUUUUCAGAACAGCACUGGUGAAGAACUCUGUGUUAACACGUGCAACGAUGAAAAGAAGCCCGUUGCUUUAACAACGAUCAAAUCAUCAGAUGAACAAAUGUGUUCAUGCAGCUCGAAUAUGAUCACAGCGUUUCAGAGCAUUGAAACGGUCACUCAAAUGGGAUGCUCUCAAAGAAUUCACGUGACUCCUUCUGCAUAUUCAGUUUGCAAAAAGGCGGAUUUUCUCACAGAAGAUGGCAGAAAAGGCACCAAAGAAGGUAAGAAGGUGCCCAGGGUUGGUGUUGUCUCAGUGCCUGGAGCAGGAAGCCACUGGAUCCGGACAUUGUUCCAGAAAAUGAGUGGAAUUUACUCAGGCAGCUGUUACUACGCUCAGGAGAGUAGAAAGUAUGGGCUCAUGGGGGAGUUUAAGCCGUGGCAGUCUAACACGACCACUUUCAUCAAGAGCCAUGAGAUAGAAGACCCGUUCAUUUCUUCCCUGGAAAAGAUCAUUGUGUUAACUAGAAAUCCUUUGCGAAGCUCCUUGGCUCAAUUUGCCCGGUCACGAGUGAAGAUAAUGAAUGCUCCCGCGUCAGCCAGGGCGUUCACAUCGAAAGAUCAUUUUCUGGAAGUUAGUGGCCGUGAAAAUCAAUUCAAAGGGCAGUUUGAUUCCAUUUUAAAAUCUCAGACCGAAAGAACGAUAAAACUUACAGAAUACGGGAAGCCAAUGUUGAUCAUUUCUUACGAAGAUUUGAUGGAAAAUCUACAUUUGCAGCUUCUGAGAAUUGCACAUUUCCUCGAAUUGGACAAUGACGCUACUGUAUGGCAGAGAUCUUUUUGUGCUGUGUUAGACGCUAACUCAAAUACAGGAAAACGACAGCAAAAAGUUGAUUUGGGCGAGGAAGCCUUGAAUCUCAUCAACAGAACCAGUGCAUACAACAUUUUGGAUGAUUUUGACAAGAAGUUAAGAAUGAUCAAGCUUCACUAUUUGAGGCCGCAAGAUUACCCUGCUUAGGGGCGGAAUUUUUGGGAAAAUAAACAGCAAUGCUGCUUUAGGGGGUAAAUGUGGAUUUUGGACGCACUGUGUUAAUCAUACACUGUUUUGAAAU
Messenger RNA from Symsagittifera roscoffensis, 3428 nucleotides. Its product is annotated as sialate:O-sulfotransferase 1-like. The transcript has 4 exons. The record is from RefSeq and is a predicted model, not a curated record. Lineage: Eukaryota; Metazoa; Xenacoelomorpha; Acoela; Convolutidae. Bases 1691 to 3334 code for a protein of 547 amino acids. Gene Ontology annotation, molecular function: sulfotransferase activity.